AUGGGCAAAGAGAAGACCCACAUCAACAUUGUGGUUAUUGGCCAUGUGGAUUCCGGCAAGUCCACAACAACAGGGCAUCUCAUCUACAAAUGUGGAGGCAUUGACAAGAGGACCAUCGACCGGUUUGAGAAGGAGGCCUCAGAGGUGGGCAAAGGCUCCUUCAAAUAUGCCUGGGUUCUGGACAAGCUGAAAGCAGAGCGGGAACGUGGUAUCACCAUUGACAUCUCCCUGUGGAAGUUUGAGACCAAGAAAUACUACAUCACCAUCAUUGAUGCCCCAGGUCACCGUGACUUCAUCAAGAACAUGAUCACAGGCACCUCACAGGCAGACUGCGCUGUGCUGAUUGUGGCAAGUGGUGUAGGUGAGUUUGAGUCUGGCAUCUCCAAGAAUGGGCAGACCCGUGAGCACGUGCUGCUGGCAUAUACACUGGGCGUGAAGCAGCUCAUCGUGGCAGUCAAUAAGAUGGACAUCACGGAGCCUCCUUACAGUAGUGCACGCUUUGAGGAGAUCAGCAAGGAGGUGAAGGCCUAUAUCAAGAAGAUCGGUUACAACUCUGAGGCUGUCGCCUUUGUGCCCAUCUCAGGCUGGCAUGGGGACAACAUGAUAGAACCAAGCACCAAGAUGUCCUGGUUUAAAGGCUGGAAGAUCACCAGGAAGGAAGGAAACAUAGUAGGUAUGACACUGCUAGAAGCACUGGACUCCAUCAUGCCCCCUGCCCGUCCUAUGGACAAGCCCCUGAGGCUGCCUCUGCAGGAUGUGUAUAAGAUUGGGGGCAUUGGCACCGUGCCUGUGGGCCGGGUGGAAACAGGCUACCUCAAACCAGGCAUGGUGGUGAACUUUGCCCCCUGCAACAUCACCACAGAGGUCAAGUCUGUAGAGAUGCACCACGAGGCCCUGGCUGAGGCCUUGCCUGGAGACAAUGUGGGCUUUAAUGUGAAGAAUGUGUCAGUGAAGGACAUCAGGCGAGGCUACGUGGCAGGAGACAGCAAGAAUGAUCCGCCCUUAGAAGUGGCGAGCUUCAUCUCCCAGGUGAUCAUUCUCAACCACCCUGGCAGCAUUGCAGUUGGCUACUCACCAGUUCUGGACUGCCACACGGCCCACAUUGCCUGCAAGUUUGCAGAACUCAGGGAGAAGAUUGACCGGCGCUCAGGCAAGAAGCUGGAAGACCAUCCCAAAGCCCUAAAGUCUGGGGACUCCGCCAUUGUUCAGAUGAUUCCACGAAAGCCCAUGUGUGUGGAAAGCUUCUCAGAGUAUCCGCCCCUUGGCCGCUUUGCUGUUCGUGACAUGAGGCAGACAGUGGCUGUUGGGGUCAUCAAGGCUGUGGAGAAAAAAGCAGCGACUGGUGGCAAAAUCACCAAGUCUGCCACGAAGGCAGCCAAGAAGUGAGUGGUGACGACUACUUUAGACCUUUCCAGGAGAGGGCAGCCCAG
Nyctereutes procyonoides (raccoon dog) is the source of this 1430-nucleotide messenger RNA. Its product is annotated as elongation factor 1-alpha 1-like. Lineage: Eukaryota; Metazoa; Chordata; Mammalia; Carnivora; Canidae. Bases 1 to 1386 code for a protein of 461 amino acids. Gene Ontology annotation, molecular function: GTP binding; translation elongation factor activity; GTPase activity. Gene Ontology annotation, biological process: translational elongation; translation. The record is from RefSeq and is a predicted model, not a curated record. The transcript is spliced from 7 exons.